Brassica oleracea var. oleracea is the source of this 294-nucleotide messenger RNA. RefSeq lists its product as uncharacterized. The record is from RefSeq and is a predicted model, not a curated record. Lineage: Eukaryota; Viridiplantae; Streptophyta; Magnoliopsida; Brassicales; Brassicaceae. The coding region runs from base 1 to 294 and encodes 97 amino acids. The transcript has a single exon.
AUGGCCGGAGAAAAUGACUGGAGGAAAACGGCGAAGAUGAGCUCGGAGGGAGUGAAAGCCGCAGGGGUUGAAUCAUCGAAGAGGCCCCCAGGGAGUAAUCCUGGUGGUGUUCUCCACCAACGCCGUAAUUUGCCAUACAGUUACACCACCAUGGCUCUAGCUGGAUUAGCUAUCUCAGGUGCUAUCAUGUACACUGUUAUGUACGUUAAGAAGAAACCGGAAGCUAGUGCCACUGAUGUAGCUAAAGCAGCGACAGGUACGGCUAAACCGGAGGAUACCCAUCCAAGAAAGUAA